CCAGGGAAUCCCCCUCAAUGCGUCAUCUUCCCUCCCGGAUGUACUAAAAUUUGUCUCUGCGCAGGACCGGAUACAACGGGAGAAUCAUGGCUAACACACAUAUUUCAUACCCAGCAGUCCGUCCAAAGCCAGAGGGGUCACAGAAAGUGGAAACUCCAGUUGGGAAUUAUGGUGUCCCUGAAAUGAUGACACAUGGAUUUGACAAGAACGAUGCCAUCAGCAAACCAGUGCAUCCAUUAGAACAAUCUGAGAAACAAUGGAAUGAGAACAAAAUGAAGAUGGACUUUGCCAUGUUACGAAAGACAGAAGGCAUCCAUGCGCCUUUACGACUUCAGAUGGAAUUUGGAGUAGCUAAAAGGAAUUUACGACUACCAGGACUACACAGCUCAGGUCUAAUGCUUGAUACAUUAACAGGCAGGGAUGAGAUAAUCGAUUUUGAUGACAUCCUAAACAAUCCAUAUGAAUCAGAAACGAUCAUUGAUCAUCAUGGACUGAUGGAGAAGAGGCUGAACAUACUAUAGUGCCACCUGGUGGUGGAUGUUAGAUAUAUAAUAAACUCUCAUCUCAUUGUCUGGACUAAUAAUUGUCUGUAGUGCUAUUCACUCUAUGUAAGAAUUAAAUUCAUUUUUUACAUGUC
Messenger RNA from Ylistrum balloti, 637 nucleotides. Its product is annotated as proteasome maturation protein-like. Bases 87 to 521 code for a protein of 144 amino acids. Gene Ontology annotation, cellular component: cytoplasm; nucleus. The transcript is spliced from 6 exons. The record is from RefSeq and is a predicted model, not a curated record. Gene Ontology annotation, biological process: proteasome assembly. Lineage: Eukaryota; Metazoa; Mollusca; Bivalvia; Pectinida; Pectinidae.